AUGGUUAGAAUCAUCAUUAAAGGAGGUGUUUGGAAGAACACUGAGGAUGAGGUACUAAAAGCGGCCAUUGCAAAAUAUGGAAAGAACCAAUGGGCUCGUAUAUCAUCCCUUCUGGUUCGGAAGACCCCAAAGCAAUGCAAGGCACGGUGGUACGAAUGGCUCGACCCCUCCAUUAAAAAGACAGAGUGGUCGAAGGAGGAAGAUGAGAAGUUGCUCCACCUUGCGAAACUCAUGCCGACGCAGUGGCGGACAAUAGCUCCCAUCGUCGGACGCACAGCUACGCAGUGUCUAGAACGGUAUCAGAAACUGCUGGAUGAAGCAGAAACUAAGGAGAAUGAGGAACUUGGACUAGCAGGGCCAGGAGGGGAGGCAGGGCCUGGUGCUGACGACGUUCGAAGGCUGCGACCGGGUGAGAUUGACCCUGACCCAGAGACGAAACCCGCGCGUCCAGACCCAAUUGACAUGGAUGAGGAUGAGAAGGAGAUGUUGUCCGAGGCGCGCGCCCGUCUUGCUAACACGCAGGGCAAGAAGGCGAAGCGUAAGGCUCGUGAGCGCCAGCUAGAGGAGGCACGUCGGCUGGCAGUACUUCAGAAGAAGCGUGAGCUGAAAGCGGCGGGCAUCAUCAUGAGGCACAAGACGAAAAAGAAGGGCAUGGACUAUAAUGCAGACAUUCCGUUCGAGAAGAAGCCUGCGCCAGGCUUCUAUGACACCUCAGAUGAGCAGGCACGCGAGACCACUGCACCUGUUGGCCAGACACUUCGUAGGCUCGAAAACAAGCGCAAGCCGGAAGAAGAGGAAGCGGAACGCAAAAAGCGCCAGCGUCGGGGGAAAGAAGGCGACAAUACACCACAUCAGACCAAGUUUGUCGCUGCGCGAGAUGCACAGAUUCAGAAGUUGAAAGAGGCGGAGUCGAUAGGGCGGCGGAGGAAGCUUAUGCUACCAGCAGCGCAGGUUGGCGAGAAUGAGCUGGAGGAGAUUGUGAAGAUCGGGCAGGCCGGUGAGGAGGCGAAAGCGUUAGUGGCUGGUGGAUCCGAGGCAACGGAACGUCUUCUGAGUGACUAUGAAGGCUUGGAGAAGGCAAGGAUGGCGCGGACACCAAGAACUGCACCUCAACAUGACAACGUCUUAUCGGAAGCACGAAACCUUCGCAACAUGACCAUGGCUCAGACGCCGCUCCUUGGCGAGGAAAACACGCCAAUCCACUCCGACCCACAAGGCGGCACUGGUUUCGAGGGUGCAACUCCACGUCACCAGAUCGCAUUUACGCCAAAUCCUCUGGCGACACCGAUGCGGGUGGGAGGAACUGAUGUCGCAGCUACGCCGCGCGAUCAGAGGGUUGGGGCGACGCCACUGCGCACACCGAUGCGUGAUAACCUGAGCAUCAAUGAGGAGGGUUACUCCAUGGCCGGCGAGACACCGCGCGAGCAGCGCAUACAACUGGGCUCGACGAAGCGGGCGCUCAAGGCAGCAUUCAUGAGCCUCCCAAAACCAGAGAACAACUUUGAGCUGCUCGUGCCUGAGGACGAGGACGAGGAGACGGGUGCCGAAGUGCUUGUAACAGAAGAGGAUGCCGCGGAAAGGGAUGCAAGACUCAAGCGCAUGCGGGAGGAAGAGGAGCGCAAAGCUCUCGCACGGCGAUCGCAGCCUGUGCAGCAGAGCCUUCCUCGACCACCGAAUGUGGAUAUCGAGCAGCUCCUGCAAAACCUCAACAUCUCCGCUGAGGAUGAGGCGACGCGGCUAGUCAACGAGGAACUCGCUUCGCUUCUCCGAUACGACUCGAUUGCAUACCCUCUGCCCGGCACUGCCCUCCCUGGAGGCACGCGGUCAAGCUAUGAGAUGCCAGCAGACGACUUUAUCGAUGCUGCCAAGUCGGCAAUCCAGGAAGAGCUCGCAUCAGCACUUGGAUACCCCGAUGCGAACGCCGAGCAGCUGAAGCAGGGUCUGUCGGUACUUUCCGCCCAGGAGGAGGUCGACGAAUCGCUCUCGUGGGCAAAUACCCGGCCGAUACUCGCGUAUAACGUUACCGAGAAGCGGUGGGUCGAUGCCGACUCCCUGACGUCUGAGGCGCGCAUCCAGGGCCUCUCGGUGCAACUGAAUGAGUACCGCGAGCAGAUGGCGAAGGAGGCACAGAAGGCGUCCAAGACGGAGAAGAAGCUUGGUGUCACGCUUGGCGGAUACCAGGUUCGCUCUCGCGGUCUCGUGCAACGCAUCGUCAGCGGCUUCGACGAGCUGCAGAAGACACAGAUCGAGCAUGACGCAUUUGCGCAUCUUCGUGCGAACGAGCUCGCAACGGGUCCUGUGCGCGUCGCUGCGCUCAAGGAAGAGGUCGAGCGCCUUGAGACGCGCGAGCGCAUGCUGCAGGGCCGCUACGCCGAGCUGGAGCACGAGCGACGCGAGACAGAGACACGCAUCGCUGCAGUCGAGGACAAGCUAAUGGCGGAGGCGGAGGCUUUGAACGACGCGGCGCUUGCGGAGUUGGAGGCCUGA
Phanerochaete carnosa HHB-10118-sp is the source of this 2487-nucleotide messenger RNA. RefSeq lists its product as uncharacterized. The coding region runs from base 1 to 2487 and encodes 828 amino acids. Gene Ontology annotation, cellular component: Prp19 complex; spliceosomal complex. The record is from RefSeq and is a predicted model, not a curated record. Gene Ontology annotation, biological process: mRNA splicing, via spliceosome. The transcript has 8 exons. Lineage: Eukaryota; Fungi; Basidiomycota; Agaricomycetes; Polyporales; Phanerochaetaceae.